UUGUGCAGCAGCAGAGGAAGUUCAGCAGCAUCGUAAACAUGGCCGACAGUGGAGUGACAGAUGGAACUGUCGGAAAAGAGUGUAUACAACAAGCAAAGAUUGAAGGCAAAGAGCUGACCAAAGAGGAGAAGCAGCGGCUGAGGAAAGAGAAGAAACAGCAGAAGAAAAACAAAGAGAAAAAUGAUGAAAAUGUUUCAAAGGAAAGCGAAGAGAAGCCUGUCAGUGCGGCUGCUCCAACUCCAACACAACCCUCACAGAAGGCUCCUUCAGCUCCUUCAGCAGUGCCCGCUCCUGCAUCACUUCCUGUGCCUGCGUCAGAACCUCAGCCCGCUAAGAGUAAAGCAGACAUGAAAGCUGACAGGAGAGCAAGGCAAGAGUCUGAGAGGGCGUCCAAAAAGAAGGGGGACGCGGGUCAGCCGGCUGCCACGGGCAAAGCUAAAGCAGCACCCAGUGAGCUGCAGCCAGUGGUGAAGAGGCUCCCAGAACAUGUCCAAGUGGACAACCCAGAGGUUUUAAAGAAACUGGCAAAGAAGUUGGAGAAACAACAGAUCCCCCUCCGGUUAGACUACGGCCACAAAGUCAGCCUGUUUUCUCAUCUGCACCAGUACAGUCGCAGAGCCCCUCUCACACAGCAAAUUGGCAUUCCCUCAACAGUGAUUCAUCCUGCUAUUGUCCGUCUGGGUCUCCAGUAUUCGCAGGGCAUUGUGGCGGGGUCCAACGCCCGCUCUGUGGCCCUGCUGCAUGCUUUCAAACAGGUAAUAAGGGACUAUACAACACCUCCAAAUGAAGAGCUAUCUAGAGACUUGGUCAACAAGUUGAAACCAUAUAUCAGUUUCCUGAAUCAAUGUCGCCCCCUGUCAGCCAGCAUGGGUAAUGCGAUCAAAUACAUCAAGAAAGAGAUCUCCAAUAUUCCUAGUCAAUGCAGAGAAGAAGAGGCGAAGAGCAAGCUGCUGAGCUGUAUCGAGCGUUACAUCGAGGAGAAUAUUCUCCUCGCUGCUAAAGCUAUCGCCAAGUCCUCCAUAGAAAAGAUCAGUGAUGGAGACGUCAUCCUAGUUUAUGGAUGCUCGUCGCUGGUCAACCACAUCUUGUGCGAGGCCUUUGAGAAGAAGAGGAAGUUCCGUGUGAUCGUGGUGGACAGCCGACCUCGUCUGGAGGGCCGCGAGGCUCUGAGGCGCCUCGUCCAGAGAGGCAUCAGCUGCACCUACGUCCUCAUCUCCGCUGUCUCCUACAUUCUCCCAGAGGUAUCGAAGGUGUUCCUCGGUGCUCACGCUCUGCUGGCUAACGGUUACGUGAUGUCUCGCGUGGGCACGUCACAGAUCGCUCUGGUGGCCAAAGCCUUCAACGUGCCUGUGCUGGUGUGUUGUGAGACAUACAAGUUCUGUGAGAGGGUGCAGACAGACUCCUUCGUGUCCAAUGAACUAGAUGACCCUGACGACCUCAUUGUGACGCGUAAGGGGAGGACCCAGCUGGAGCACUGGCAGAAAGUGCCCUCUCUCGGCCUGCUGAACCUGGUGUACGACGUGACGCCGCCUGACUUCGUGGACUUGGUCAUCACAGACCUGGGAAUGAUCCCCUGCACCUCGGUCCCUGUGGUGCUGCGAGUGAAGAACGUGGACCAGUGAACGACAGUCUGAGCUCAGAGGCCGUUUCUCUGUGUUCUCCAUGGUUUGAGCUUGAAUGUUUGCACACAACACAAAACACCAUGCUCUGAGCAUGCAAUAAAUAUAUAUGAAAUGGCAUAUGCUUUUUAAACAGAGUCCAUGUGUGUUUUAUGGAUGAAUUGGAUAACUACCAGGGUUUGUUUCCCUUUAAGGUGGGGAGGGUAGUUCUGUUUUUGUUUAUACAUUUGGUAAAGGCAAGAUGUUUACAUGGAUCCACGUUGAGGUUUAUUUACAACAGAACAUUUAAUUGCCAGUAUUUGGAGCAGAACAGUUCCAAUGCGGUUGAAAACAUGCACUCGUUGUCAACCACAGCAUGCCAUUUCAAACCAGCCAGAAAUGGUUCCCUAAUUACAGUCGAAGCUGCAGUAUCUGUGAAGAGUUUGUGAGCCAUAGAAUCCCUCUGCCUAGUUUUUUAAUGACCAUCGAUUCAUUGAACAGAAUAAAAAGAGUGAGAGGCAAACUAGGAUUUCCUGGCAAAGGAACUCAGAAAUUCAACGCAUGACACUAGCGUGCGUCAAAUCUCAUUAUGACUUGGUAUUUUAGUCUUAAGUAGGGAAUCCAAAGUUAUAAUCAGCAUUUUAUUCCCAACUAACAUGGUCAUUUUCUACUAUUAAUUCCAUUUAUGCAAUAGUUUAUAUUCAGGCAUCUUCUGGCUCUUUAUUUAUUAACUUCUAGGAGUACUUACAUGUAUCAAUUACAUGAUAAAUAAUACAUUUCAUCCAAGCAAUAUGUACUGUUUGUUAUAUUUUAUAUUAAAACUCUCAAUCUCAUUGUGAAGAAGCAUCAAAACCACUUUCACAUCAACAUAUUUCACAUUGGACUAAACACAUUUGAUCAGAUACAUUCAGAUGUGUUCAGAUUAAGAUGUGCUAAAAGCAGGUGAAGACUAGACAGUGUGCUGUAGUAGUUCAACUCAAUAGCCGCAUUCACACCGCAGGACUUUCCCUGGUACUUUGGUUCUUUAGUUCCGCUAGUACCAAUAAUGUCGCGUUCACACCGCCGGGACUACUCAGUGCCGGGA
Notothenia coriiceps (black rockcod) is the source of this 2682-nucleotide messenger RNA. It is a transcript of the gene eif2b4, whose product is annotated as eukaryotic translation initiation factor 2B, subunit 4 delta. The transcript has 13 exons. Bases 39 to 1622 code for a protein of 527 amino acids. NCBI's taxonomy places the organism in Eukaryota, Metazoa, Chordata, Actinopteri, Perciformes, Nototheniidae. The record is from RefSeq and is a predicted model, not a curated record.